Molecule: messenger RNA, 6422 nt
Organism: Cynoglossus semilaevis (tongue sole)
Lineage: Eukaryota; Metazoa; Chordata; Actinopteri; Pleuronectiformes; Cynoglossidae
Gene: pde4ba
Product: phosphodiesterase 4B, cAMP-specific a
Exons: 14
Coding region: 1108-3372 (754 amino acids)
Biological process (GO): signal transduction
Molecular function (GO): 3',5'-cyclic-nucleotide phosphodiesterase activity
Source: RefSeq, a predicted model, not a curated record
UACAGAAAUAGAAUUUUUUAAUCAAACUUUUAUUACGUGGCAUAAAUUCAUAUUCACGCCUGAUUCUGAAUGCGUUGACCUUUGUGACCCUUGUGACCUCUCCUCUCACUCAUACUGAUGGUGUCGCCUCGUUCUUCUUCUUGGCCCAGUUUCACAUGUUUCCUGUCAUAUUAAAGGUCACAACAUCAUCAGCAACAUCACUACAGAUCCUGGCCAAACCAAAAAUAAAUAAUACAUCUGGCAACCUGUUACUGGGCCUGCCUGCCUGUCGUCACCACAGCCCUCAGCCAAUCCUUUAGAGGGGGGGCGUGGCCUGUGCUCGGUGCGUGCCUGCUCCCUGCUCCUUGUGUAUAUUCUGAAUGAAACAGCAUUUGCCUGCAUGCCUUGCUGCACUAUGCUGCGCUCUGUGCUCUGACUGUGGAGAGUGAGGGGAAUUCUGACCUGACAGCAGUUGGGAGUCCCUCUCUGCAGUACUGGGGACACCUAUGGGAGAAGGUGGCAGUUUGCUUUGCAUCGAGACAAGGUCGGUCAAGCAAGUGAUGGCUGGAGCAGGAGAAGGAGCCCAAGACCAGCAGUCGGAGCUGCACUUUUCAGUCCAUCUGAAUCUUUCAUGAGAGAGAUCCUCCAACAUCACGCCGCCUUAAUGGACUGAGUACAAAAGCAGGUACUGAGUUGUGCAUUAAGAAGGCAGGAGUGUGUCUCACAGCCUGAGGAACACAGGAGCGAGGAGCGAGAGAGAGAGAGAGAGAGAGAGAGAGAGAGGCACCAGUGUUUGUACUCCUCAAAGACACCAGGAACCAGGAGGCAGAUGGAGAAGGAGCCGCAGUGAGGAGGAGGAAUUCAGCCUUGUGAGUAGCUCCGGUCACAGAACUAUCAGGAGAUUAUGGUGUGGAGCUGAAGAAGGGGGCAUGACUGCCGGCUGGAGAAUUCCUAAAGCUCUAAAGAAGGAGAGAAACUCGACACGUGUUCAUUUAUGUUUGUAAGGCGGCCGUAAACAAGAACUUCUUUGUUUUGGGAUCAAGCAAAGGAAGGUCAUAAAUUGUCCGUCUGCGGUGGCACCACAGAGAAACAGAGUCUGUCCCUCGGACCUGAAGCCGACCUGCAGGCAUGUCCUCCAACGAGCUGAGCGUGGACAUGGACUCCUGCAUACGGACGUUCAAGGAGCACAUGCACCUGGAGCUGGAGCCUCCCAAGGUACCAGGGGUGAUGGGAGGAAAGAGAGGAGCCACCUCGCCCAAACUCUCCCCCAGGAGCUCCCCUCGACUCUUCCGCCGACUGAUGGUAAACAAGAACAUCAGACAGAGGCGGCGCUUCACCGUGGCUCAUACCUGUUUUGAUGUGGAGAAUGGCCCCUCCAGCUGCAGCCCGCUGGACCCUCAGGCCUCUCCAGGCUCCGGUCUGGUCCUUCACUCCAACUUUCCAAGUCACAACCAGCGUCGGGAGUCCUUCCUGUACCGCUCCGACAGUGACUAUGAUCUGUCACCCAAGUCCAUGUCACGGAACUCCUCCAUCGCCUCUGAACUACAUGGAGACGACCUGAUCGUAACACCUUUUGCUCAGGUUCUGGCCAGCCUUCGCAGUGUACGGAAUAAUUUCACUGUAUUGACCAAUGUCCAGUGUGCCUCCAGCAAGAGGUCUCCUGCAACAACGACUCAACCGCCAAUCACCAGAGUUUGUCUCCCAGAUGAGGCCUACCAGAAGCUGGCCACGGAGACGAUGGAGGAGCUGGACUGGUGUCUGGACCAGCUGGAGACCAUCCAGACCUACCGCUCUGUCAGUGACAUGGCCUCCAACAAGUUCAAGAGAAUGUUGAAUCGGGAGCUGACGCACCUAUCAGAGAUGAGUCGCUCUGGGAAUCAGGUUUCCGAAUUCAUCUCCAACACCUUCCUAGACAAACAAAAUGAGGUGGAGAUCCCGUCGCCGAUGUCCAAGACGCGGGAGAAGAAGAAGCAGCAGAAGCAGCAGCUGAUGACACAGAUCAGCGGGGUCAAGAAGGUCUCCCACGGGCCCUCUCUCUCCAGCAGCAGCAUUUCUCGCUUCGGUGUCAAGACUGAUAAGGAGGAGCUGCUGUCAAAGGAGCUGGAGGACCUGAACAAGUGGGGCCUGAACAUCUUCACCGUCUCAGAGUUCUCCAACCACAGGCCGCUAACCUGCAUCAUGUAUGCCAUCUUCCAGGAGCGGGAUCUGUUAAAGACAUUCAAAAUCCCAGUGGACACAUUCGUGGCCUACAUGAUGACGUUGGAAGACCAUUAUCAUUCAGACGUGGCCUAUCAUAACAGCCUGCACGCUGCAGACGUGGCCCAGUCCACACACAUCCUCCUUUCCACCCCGGCCUUGGAUGCGGUCUUCACAGAUCUGGAGAUCCUCGCUGCCAUCUUUGCCGCAGCCAUCCACGAUGUUGACCAUCCUGGAGUAUCAAACCAGUUCCUAAUCAACACCAACUCUGAGCUGGCGUUGAUGUACAACGAUGAAUCCGUGCUGGAGAACCAUCACCUGGCUGUGGGAUUCAAGCUGCUGCAGGAAGACAACUGCGACAUCUUCCAGAACCUCACCAAAAAACAGAGGCAGUCGUUGCGCAAGAUGGUCAUUGACAUGGUUUUGGCCACUGACAUGUCCAAACACAUGAGUCUACUGGCCGAUUUGAAGACCAUGGUGGAGACCAAGAAGGUGACCAGCUCUGGGGUGCUUUUGCUGGACAACUACACAGACAGGAUACAGGUGCUGCGUAACAUGGUCCACUGUGCCGACCUGAGUAACCCCACCAAGUCCCUGGAGCUGUACCGUCAGUGGACGGACAGGAUAAUGGAUGAGUUCUUCCAUCAGGGAGACAGAGAGAGGGAGAGGGGGAUGGAGAUCAGCCCCAUGUGUGACAAACACACAGCCUCAGUGGAGAAAAGUCAGGUGGGCUUCAUCGACUACAUCGUCCACCCUCUUUGGGAGACUUGGGCUGAUCUGGUCCACCCAGAUGCCCAGGACAUUUUGGACACUCUGGAGGACAACAGGAACUGGUACCAGAGCAUGAUUCCUCAGAGUCCUUCUCCUCCCUUCUAUGACCAGGGCACACACGGACAAAGCGGAGGCACGGGUGGUCAGGGAGGAGGGGAGAAAUUCCAGUUUGAGCUGACGCUUGAGGAAGAGGACUUGGAUGGAAUAGAGAAAGAUGGCGAAGUAGACGAGGCGGAAGCUGAAGAUGAGGAAUUAGAAGAGGAGGAGGAUGAGGAGGAGGAGGAGGAGGAUGACAGUGGAGAAGAUAGAGAGUCUCCUCCCGUGGACUACUUGGACUCUCAGGAUCCUGAGCAGGAUGGGAUGAUGGAGGAGCCCACCACAGCAAUAGAAAUUGUGACACACGAAGCCUCGCCCACAGAUACAUAGGGGCGUGCGUCAUCAGCCUUUACUCGGUGAUGGUGAAGUGUUUUUGGAAAAAGAGGUGACAUCCUCUUGAAGUCGGCUUUUUGAAAAGCCCUGAGAGGCAAAAGGCUUAGUUUUUCGUCCCCCCACGUGGGGGCAUCUUGCACUUGGCAGUUUGAAGCCAGUCGAGGACGGACAGUUUCAGUGAGGUGGCUUCAGAGUUCUCAGGAAAUACAUGCUGCGAACAUUUAAGUCUUUGACGGAGAGAUGAGACUGGGAAUGGAACCUGAAGGAUUUGUUUGGCCAGUUUGGAAAAUGGAGACUUUUGUUUUCAGGACUGGCAUUAAAAAUGGACAUUGACACUACUGAGAGAAGUUUUGUACCUUAAAAGACUUUUUUUUACCGAAAAAUCUAGAAGUAGCAUAGAUUAAGAUCUACUGAUCCAGACACGUUUGUAUAGCAAGAGAGUGUUUACUUAUUUCCUGUAACAUUUGUCUAAGGACUUUUGUGUGCCUUUUUUACUAUUGUCCUUACAGCUGUUUGUUUUUUAAUUUAUUGAACACUCUCAUAUGUCUGUGAAUUUGUUUUUCUUAUCUGAAUUAGCAAUUUUUUUUUUCUAUGUUUAAGAGAGAACAGUCUUCCAUGUAUUGGGCAAUAGAGAAAAUCCAAACAUCUCUUGGACAACCUCAUGUGUCUACGUGGAGAAACACACACACAAACUACAUUCUACAAACACUUUCAUCACAUUUAAAUUGAUCUGUUCACCGUUCAUGUUGAAUUUUAGUUAAAUUCCCACACAUUUUCCAAUUUCCACGGUCUGCAGACCAUUGGAGCUUCCUACCUUUUCACACCAAACACUGAAUGCAAUACUAGCAUGACAUGUUUUCAUGUAUUUCUGUUCAUCAGUAUGUGUGAAAAAUAAUGGUGUUUUUCAAUAGUGUUUUUGUGUUUGUGUGAAAAGAAAGCAGAAAUCAAAACAAGGCCUUAGAGUUCAUCAAAUGGAUUCUUAUAUAAACGUUUGAUUUUAAAAAAAAAAAUCAUAUUUGAAGUCUGCCAAAGACAAAUAAAUGCACAAGAGAUUUUUUUUUAACUUUUAGCCCACAGUUAUAUGCUGCAGUCCUAAAAAUCCUGUUAGUUUGAACCAGUCUUGAAAGCAGACCCACACCAGAUGAUUUAACGCUGCCCUCUGAUCCUAAUCAGUGCCACCAUCCACAGUUUACAAACCUAUCUCAGCUGCAUCAACACAAACCCAAAACACUUUGGGUCUGAUGUUUUUUUUUCCUCCCAUUUGACAAAAAAUUCCCCCGGAGCUCCUUCUGCCCAAUGACGUCAAUGCAUAUUUUCCAUCCUGGCUGUAUCGGGUUUCCAGGACACUUGGGUUGUUAGUGUUUGACAGAGAUGAAACUGCCGGAAUAAUCUUGGCAGUCACUGCCCUUCUGGGAGUAAAGGAGGAAUCUAGAUGCUCUACUUUUAACACAAACCAAACAGCGCUCGUUCUGGUUCAUUCACGACUGCGUCGAGGAAGCUGGGUCGAAAAUGGUUUGCAGACCUCUCAACCAAAAAAUUUCCACACAUUCAAAAAUGGCAUUUUCAAUCACUUUCUCCCCCUCGUGUUAGCUCAUGUUAGCGUACGGAAACACUCCGCGGUACUCCAUCUGACUUUACCCCCCGUAUGCUAAAAAGUGGCAAUCGUUUGUAUGUAAGUCCAGACGGAUGUUUGUGUUUUUUUAUUACGUGUGUAUGUACGCGUGACUGUGUGUGUGUGACUGACUGACUGUCACCAAGCCUUACCCCCCUCAGCCCCCCCCCUCCCCCAGAUCACUCCACACACAUUUGUCGCUACUGCUCAAGUCGGUCCUUUUUGCUGUUUAUAACAGUGUGUAUUUAUUCUAUACUUUAAGCUUGUAAAUAAGAAAUACUAGUCCAGUGUAAAAUCUAUUUUAAUUUAUAUUAUUAUGCACUUGCAUUACCUGGAAGUGGUGGUGUCUAAUGUGUAGAAGACUCUGAGUUUGAGUCUCUUUUUAUAGCUAUUAUACAUAUAGUUAUAUACAGGUUUCUUUAUAUAUAUAUACAGAUAUAUAUAUGUAUGUACAUAUAUAUGUACAUAUAUAUAUGUAUUUCCCUUAAGAGCAGCAGCUAUCCAUGAUGUUGUCACAUGAGAACCUUGUAACUCUAAACAAUGUUUUAGGACAAUAUGAAAAAUAACUGUAUGCAUGAAUAUUAAACCAAAAACUGUCUUAACUUUAAGCACCAGUUAGAAAGAUCUUCAUUCAACGUCUCGCUCUCGUACGCAGUGUCGAUUCAAGUCCAACUGAUUCUCCUUGUUUAAUUUGUGUUCAAACUGUUGGAGUAAGGCGACCACAUUCAUUAUAAUCUGAAUGACUCUGUUCUGCUGGUUUUAAAAACCGCGGCAGUUGAGUUUUUGAAGUACAAGGUUUUCGUCUGACAGCGAUAAUUUGGUGACCCAGAUGAAACACAGAGGACAUGAUGAAACGCACAGGCCUGAACGCAAGACAGAGGUUAGCGUGGGUUAGCGUGCCGUGCUACAUACAAGUACAAGUACACCUAUGACUAGCUCAUCACUGAAGGUCGAGAUGUGCCCAGAAACAGAAUGGACAAUAAACCCAGGGCUGUUUUUUUAUUUUUAUUUUAUUUUUACACUUAAACACCUUGUGUAAAACUAGAUAAGACAGUUAAUGUUAACUUACUGGUAGCAUGAGUCCUUCAGAAUUAACACAUGAUCUUACUGUACCUGAUUGUGAUAAUCUGUGAACUCUUUCUGACCAAACUUGUUACUAGUUCUGGAGAAUUCAAAUUUGUUCGGCAUUAAGUUUUAUUUUUUAUCUAUCUUCAAGCUUUUCUCAGUCCUAGUUGAGUCUCAAUGGUUAGCCAGAGUUAGCACUGCAUGACAGAUGGGGUUUUCUUAAUUGUCAAUAAUAUGUUAAAGGUCCACCGGUUAUUACAGGUGGCCUCUUCAAUGUUUCACACAAUGUAUGGUAUGAUAUUGUAUAUUGUGUUCCAAAAUAAAUCUGAAAUACCUUUUUCUAUGAUGUGAUUAAAAUCUAAAGCAUGGA